Messenger RNA from Periophthalmus magnuspinnatus, 2604 nucleotides. Its product is annotated as serine protease HTRA1B-like. Gene Ontology annotation, cellular component: extracellular region. The record is from RefSeq and is a predicted model, not a curated record. Gene Ontology annotation, biological process: proteolysis; programmed cell death; positive regulation of apoptotic process. Gene Ontology annotation, molecular function: protein binding; serine-type endopeptidase activity. The coding region runs from base 1 to 1461 and encodes 486 amino acids. The transcript is spliced from 11 exons. NCBI's taxonomy places the organism in Eukaryota, Metazoa, Chordata, Actinopteri, Gobiiformes, Gobiidae.
AUGCGCCUCUCUCUGCCGCUCCUCCUGCAGCUCCUCCUGCCGCUCCUCCUGCCGCUCCUGCUGCUCCUGCCGCGCGCGCACUGCGGCAGGGACAGGCGCGCACCGCUCCCAUGUCCGGACAGGUGCGACAAGUCCACGUGCGCGCCUCUACCCGCGGACUGUCUCCAUGCGGACGUCCUGGACAAGUGCUCGUGCUGCCCCGUGUGCGCGAGCGGAGAGGGCGAGGUGUGCGCCGCGGACGCGGACUGCGCAGAGGGCAUGCGCUGCGCGCUCCCGCCCGGGGCCGUGCAGGUGUCCGCCACCGUCAGACACAGAGGGACCCUGGGCGCGUGCGUGUGCGCCAGCUCGGAGCAGGUGUGCGGUAGUGACGGGGUUUCGUACAGAAACAUCUGUGAACUGAAGCGCGCGAGUCUGAAGCAGCCCACCGUGAUCGCGGUGCAGCGCGGCGCGUGCGGCGGAGAGUCGUCCCAUGCAGACAGUCUGAGACACAGAUAUAACUUCAUCGCGGACGUUGUGGAGAAGAUCGCCCCCGCGGUGGUGCACAUCGAGCUCUACAGGAACGUUGAUGUGAUCACGCCCUUCCACCCGAGGAUGGUUUUCUCAAAGCGUGAGGUGGCUGUGGCGAGCGGCUCUGGCUUCAUCGUGUCUGAGGACGGACUCAUCGUCACCAACGCGCACGUCGUCGCCAACAAGCACCGCGUCAAGGUGGAGCUGAAGAGCGGAGCCACAUACGACGCUAAAAUCAAAGACGUGGACGAGAAAGCCGACAUCGCUCUGAUCAAGAUCGACACUCCGGUUAAACUCCCGGUGCUGUUGCUGGGACGUUCCUCUGACCUUCGUCCUGGGGAGUUCGUAGUCGCCAUCGGGAGCCCGUUCUCCCUCCAGAACACAGUGACCACAGGGAUCGUCAGCACCACCCAGAGAGGAGGCCGCGAGCUGGGCCUGAGGAACAACGACAUGGACUAUAUCCAGACGGACGCCAUCAUCAACUACGGGAACUCUGGAGGUCCAUUAGUGAAUUUGGACGGAGAGGUGAUUGGGAUCAACACGCUCAAAGUGACGGCUGGAAUCUCCUUCGCCAUUCCCUCUGAUAAGAUCCGACAGUUCCUCGCGGAGGCUCACGACAGACAGGCUAAAGGAAAAACUUUACCAAAGAAAAAAUACAUUGGAGUCAGAAUGAUGUCCCUCACUCCCAGUUUGUCAUCGGAGUUGAAAGAGCGAAUGUCAGACUUCCCUGACGUGACCUCAGGUGCUUACGUCAUCGAGGUGAUCAGCCGGACCCCCGCAGAGGCCGCCGGUCUGAAGGAGAGCGACGUCAUCAUCAGCAUAAACGGAGAGAGAGUGACAUCGGCCAGUGACGUCAGCGCCGCCAUAAAACGCGACCAGACGCUGAAAACCGUGGUGCGCCGCGGCAACGAAGACGUCAUCCUCACCAUCGUCCCCGAGGAGAUCGACCCUUGACCCCUGAUCUCUGACUCCUGUGACCCCGCAGAACUCCACAGCUCCACAUAAACGAAUCAGGGACUAGCGCUCUUCACCCGUCGACCAAUCAGACGCCCUAGAGCUGCUGGGGUUCGGACUGUAAAUAUUAGCACUUUUAACUGUAGUCUUCCACCUUACAAACAUGGCCGUGCCCACAUGAUACUAAUGUAAAUAGUGUUUGUAAAUAACUCCUCUAUGCAAAGUAAUAGCCCUUUGGACCAAAAACUAAUAAAAAACAUAAAAACAAUAACAUUUAGGACUCAAAAACAUUCUCGUGUUUUAAUGCAACGCUUCUACAACUUGAAUCGACUCUCUAAAAGUGGCAACAACUCACUGGAGCAUUCCGUGGUUAGAUCCCAGAUCUAACUGGUGCCUGUUGCCCUUGAGCAAGACACUUUACCCAUCUUGUCUACGUGUGAAUGUGAAAGUAAGGCUUCUGAAAUACUUUACCAUCAAGUAAAAACGUGCACUGUCGUCUCGUAGACUGUGCGUAGAAAUGGACGUAGCUCAGGCACGAUUUGACUCCCAUCGACACUGGCUCCAAUUCACUUUCUACUGAAAAACCGUGGCCUCUCUUUGUAACUGCUGCUGUCAGACUCGUCAUUUUGGUCUUAAAUGUUCAUAUUAACCCGCUGUACAUCCUGGGGGUUUUAUUUCACUAUUUUAUCCCUGAAAAAGAUAUAAACUUUGCCUUCUUUUCCCAACAUUGCUCCCACUAGCGUAACACCCUCACUCCUGAUUGGCUCUUUGGUUGCUAUGACACUUGCGGUCGUAUUACCAAAUAUGGAAAACGUCUCCAAAUUGGCCGCUAUAACUGCUCUAGCGUUGGUGAGCGUCGUUUGGCUGGACACUCCCUCAGUCCACUUCUUUAUACUGUCCACAGGUUUAAAAACACUUGAUCCUUAUGUAACUAUGCAAACACAGGGUCUAUGAGGUCUAAUAAAGUGUAUUUCCUGUUUAGGUUUUGUUUUGUUUUGUUGUGGUCAUGGCCCCAACGCUGAAUCCUUGUAUUUAUUUCCUAACUCUCCAUCUGCAGAAUCUAACUGUCCCGACGCUCACAUGUUUAAGAGGUUUGUUUAUUGUGUUUGUUUGAAUGGAAUAAAGUUAUUUUGUACAAAAAAA